Messenger RNA from Anastrepha ludens (Mexican fruit fly), 958 nucleotides. RefSeq lists its product as uncharacterized. The transcript is spliced from 2 exons. NCBI's taxonomy places the organism in Eukaryota, Metazoa, Arthropoda, Insecta, Diptera, Tephritidae. Bases 1 to 258 code for a protein of 85 amino acids. The record is from RefSeq and is a predicted model, not a curated record.
AUGUUGUUUGCGUUCUCUGGCGGCUAUCCUUCCGAGGAGAAAUUAAAAAUUCGCAUACAUGUACCCGUCAAGCACCAUACACACGUACACACCAAAACCAUCAUAAAGAAAGUGCCGCUGCCAAUACCGGUGCCGGUAAAGGAACCCGAGCCGAUGAAAGAGCACCAUCAUCAUUACUAUGAAGAGGAGAUGGAGGACGAAAGUGAAGGUCAUGAUUAUCCGAAGAAAAAACGAAAAACACGGCAUCCCUUUAUGUGAGAACGGUAAAGGAGGAAAAGCUUGGUGAAGAUUUGAAGUCAAAUACAUAGUACUGAGAGUCUAUGUGUGGAAGAGGCGAGGAGGAGAUGUUCGAAGCAGAUAGAGAAGCAAAAAUGUACAACGAAAGGCAAAGGUCACAUGAAACCCACAAAUAACCAUCGAAUUCCACAAUAAAUUUCUUAUACUUGUAUGCUGAACUUUUUACAUGCUUGCACUUAAAUAUAAAUUGUGAAUGUGUUUAGCAACUACUUCUGUCUACAAAUUCGCUCGUUCUUUAUGGCUGUCUGCUGCUGCUUAAUAUGUAUAAAUUCAUAUUUUAUACAUACAAUCCUACAUAUGGGUGUGCUACAAUAUAUUAAUUUGCAGAUAAUGCGAAUGGAUUUAUUUAGUCGUGAUAAGGUUUAAAAUAUGGCGUACAUACUUACAUAGUUAGUUUAAAGCAGCCAGACGUAAUGGGCAACCUGCAUACACAAAACAGAAAGCACGAAAAGCCUAAUGAAAGCGCUUGUUGGCGAGCGAGAAGAUGAGCGACGGAAGUGUCUGACGGAAGACUACGAAAAGGCAAGCGCGCCUAGAUUUAUUUUCAUAUCCGAUGGAAUUUCGCAUGGAUAGACUGCGGAAAAAAGUGUGCACUUAGAUACAUAUACAUAUAUACACACACAUAUAAAGCAUAUAUGUUGGUAUAUAUUGUUGUUGGGUG